Molecule: messenger RNA, 2416 nt
Organism: Oryza sativa Japonica Group (Japanese rice)
Lineage: Eukaryota; Viridiplantae; Streptophyta; Magnoliopsida; Poales; Poaceae
Product: putative FBD-associated F-box protein At5g56440
Molecular function (GO): protein binding
Source: RefSeq, a predicted model, not a curated record
ACAAUAAUAAAAUUAAAAUAAUCUCCACCCAUUGCAACGCAUGGAUAUUUUUUUUUAGUAAAUAAAAAAGAAUCCAAAAGAUAACUGGGUUAAUAGAAUCUCUAAGACUGGCCCAUUUAGCGGCGCUUGGCCCAUUCGAACGUGGAACAACGAACAAGACGAAGCUGUUUUCUUGGGCCUCACGGAUCUCCCCGUCUUCCCCCCUCGCCUCCUUCCCUCAUCCUCGCCGCCGCAUCCCACGCCGCCGGCUGCCGCCACGCGACGCGCCGGCCAUGGGCCAUGUCAAGAAAUCCGUAUUGGUCGCGCACGAGAGCCAUGGAGAAGUUAACCCGCCAGAAAAGGAAGGAGGAGGCAGCCCGAAGAGGAGGAGGACGGAGGCGGAGGAGGAAGAAGAUGAUGGUGAUGAGGAGGCCGCCGCCGGCGACCUCAUCGGGGACCUCCCGGACGACAUCCUCCGCGACAUCAUCGCCCGCCUCCCCACCAGGGAAGCCUGCACCACGCAGGUCCUCGCCAAGCGGUGGCGCCAUCUCUGGCGCUCCACGCCGCUCCGCCUCGACUACCGUAGCCUCCCCCUCCGCCGCCACAACAAGGGGAACGCCCUCGCCGUCGCCGUCGCCGGCGUCAUCUCCGCCGUCCUCUCCGCCCACCCGGGCCCAUGCCGCUGCCUCUGCGUCCCCGCCGACAGCAGCCGCGACACCGUGGAUACCUGGCUCCGAUCCGCCGCCGUCGACAACCUUCAGGAGCUCGAGUUCCUCAGCAACCGCGGCGGUGCGCCGCCGCCACCAUCGCCGCCUCCUCCUCCACCGGUAUCCCUCUUCCGAUUCUCUUAUACCCUCCACAUCGCCACCAUCAGCAGGUGCGAGCUCCAGCACACCACCGUCCAUGAGCUUCGCUUCCUGCGGCUCAAGCAUCUCGGGCUCGAGGACGUCACAAUCACGGAGGCCUCGCUGCACGCCAUGAUCGCCCGCUGCCCGCUGCUGGAGUGCUUGCUGCUGGCUCGCAGCGUCGGCUUCCGUCGCGUUCGGAUCAACUCGCCUAGCCUUAGAAGCUUGGGUGUGUUGGUUGCGCGUCGUCGGAUAGCAGCGCUGCCGCGGCAGACGCAGCUGGAGGAAAUCAUCGUCGAGGAUGCCCCUCUUCUCGAGAAGUUGCUCGAUCUUGCAGUGCACAAUAACCUGCGAUUAUCGGUAAUUUCCGCGCCGAAGCUGGAGACUAUUGGUUGCCUUACAGAUCGAUGGUUUGGCCCAAGGAUCAUGUUUGGCACUACAACUGUUGUCAAGGGAGUGAGUGUUGUUAGGUUGACAGAGGCCGUGCGCACUAUGAGGAUUUUAGCAAUCAAUAUGUUUGUUCUUAAUCUGGCUAAGGUGAUUGACUUGAUGAGAUGCUUUCCAUGCUUGGAGAAAUUGUACUUGAAGUGUUGUCUAUCUGCUGGAAAUAAUUAUUGGCGUUGUGAAUACCAGACUCUUAUCAAAAUCCUUGAUAUCCGUCUGAAGACAGUGGAGUUGGAAAAUUACCGGGGAACCAAGCCACAAAUCGACUUUGCCCAGUUCUUUGUACUUAAUGGUAAAGUGCUAGAGUCUAUGAAAUUUGUGGUAAAGUCUGAAGAUUACUAUGAUGGGUUUGUUGCAAAACAACAUAAGAUGCUUCAGCUCGACAAAAGGGCUUCGAGAUGUGCGCGUUUCAAGUUUACCACUGAUAGAUGCCACCAUCAUGCAGAUCCUGAAUGUCCUAUAGAUAUUGAGCAUGUCCAAGAUUUGUCUUUUACUGAUCCCUUUGAAUGCAGAUGUUGAAGCCGGUUUGGUCUAUUUUGUUACUCAUGCUGAUCCCAUUUCUUGUUUCAAUCAAUAUGGAUUAUAGUUCUUUUAGAAGAAUGCCAGAUAACAUCUGUCAACUGCCAAUCUGGAAAUUUUUACAUGGUCGAUGGAUAUAUAAAGCAUAUUUGAGAAUUUUCAUGCUAAAUCCAGUACCUAGUAUCAGGUGCACUAUUAUACGAGUUCUUCGGAAUUGACUGCCCUAUAACAUGCUGAAUUCCUUUCUUUUUUUGCUGGGUAACAUCCUGAAUUCCUGACUAGUAAUGAUAGUAAGCCAUCUCCUUUGUGGGACGGUGUGUAAUUUUUAAUGGCUCGUAAGGCUGCAAACUUUGGUGUUCUGCUGGUAGUGAGAGUAAUGGUAGGAAAAUCAGUUUCUAGGAAGAUCAUAUUGGUUUGAACUUACUAGCCUUUGCUUUUCCCUACCAGGAUCUCUUCUCAGUUUCUCACAUUAGAUAAUCAGCAUAACUCUGUCACUGACUCACUCGUACUGUUGAUGGUUAUGAUGGCUCUAAUCUGGAGUUGUAUGUUAAACUUUCUACUGAUGUUAGCCUCGUAAUCCUCUGGCUACUGUUUGGAACCUAAUUAUCCCAUGAAAAUGCAUUGGUUCA